AUGAUCACCCUACUCAUAAUUCACCGUUUGAUUCCACGUUUUGAUGAUCGCGGUAGAAUUGAGGAGAUUAUUUGUUUAAUAGACUUAAAGCAACUCAUAUUGGAGACGAACAUGUGGCGCAAUCUGAAAAGAUCUUCGUUCCCUGAGAAUGGUCCUAACUAA
Blastocystis hominis is the source of this 162-nucleotide messenger RNA. RefSeq lists its product as hypothetical. Lineage: Eukaryota; Bigyra; Opalinata; Blastocystidae. The transcript has a single exon. The record is from RefSeq and is a predicted model, not a curated record. The coding region runs from base 1 to 162 and encodes 53 amino acids.